This is a messenger RNA of Exophiala mesophila, 1475 nucleotides long. RefSeq lists its product as uncharacterized. The transcript has 6 exons. Bases 70 to 1338 code for a protein of 422 amino acids. The record is from RefSeq and is a predicted model, not a curated record. NCBI's taxonomy places the organism in Eukaryota, Fungi, Ascomycota, Eurotiomycetes, Chaetothyriales, Herpotrichiellaceae.
CUCCAUCGCAUUCCGAUACAUACCAUUGAAAACAAUACACUCAAUCAUCUGAAUCUUGAAAACGCAGUCAUGUCGAACCUCAUCAACAAAGCAAAGGAUGCCUUGUCCGGCGACAAGCACAAUACCUCAGGGACAGCACAGUAUGACGACCCUCGCAGCACCAAUGCCGGGCCUCACUCCUCGAACCUUGCCAACAAGGGUGAUCCAAGAGUCGACUCUGACCUCGAUAACCGCAACAACCCUGCCAGCCGGACUGGAGGGUUAGGAAACACCCAGACUGCUGGUGAUGGAUAUGGCACCUCAGGCACCACCGGUACAUCUGGAGGUUAUGGUGCAACAGGCACUUCUGGCGUGGGAGGAACAUCCUCCGCCCAGUAUGACAACGCCAGGAGCACCAACGAAGGUCCCCAUUCUUCCAACCUAGCAAACAAACUCGACCCUCGCGUCGACUCUGACCGUGACGGCCGCAAUGAUCCAACAAGCCGCACAGGUGGAUACGGUCAGACCCAAACUGGCACGACGGGAACAACUGGAGCUGGAUAUGGUGGUGCUGGCACCACUGGCACUACCGGUGCUGGCUAUGGCAAUUCAGGAACCACAGGUACCUCUGGGGCAGGUUAUGGUGGUGCUGGCACCACUGGUACCACCGGUACCACCGGUGGAUCUACCAAUGCAGGCCCUCAUUCUUCCAACCUAGCCAACAAGCUAGAUCCUCGUGUCGACUCUGACCGUGACGGACGAAAUGAUCCCACCAGCCGCACUGGAGGAUAUGGACAGACCCAGGGAAGCUCUGGUCUUGGAUCAAGCGGCGUCACAUCUGGCCACAACGCAGCCACAACAGGUGUUGGAGGAACAAGCGGUGGCUAUGGCAAUGAUCCUCGCUCCACCAAUGCUGGACCUCAUUCAUCCAACUUGGCCAACAAAGCCGACCCCAGAGUUGAUUCUGACCGUGACGGACGCGCCGGUGGACUUGGCUCAUCAACUGGAGCUGGCUACGGCUCGUCGCACACUGGUACCACUGGCACCACUGGCGGUGCCUCUGGUAUCGGCGGUGAAACUGGAGGCUAUGGAAAUGACCCUCGCUCGACCAAUGCUGGUCCCCAUUCAUCCAACAUGGGGAACAAGGCUGACCCUAGAAUCGACUCCGAUCGUGAUGGGCGCUCUGGCGGUGGUCUUACAGGUACCACAGGCAGUGGUACAACUGGUGGCACAACAGGGUCUGGUCAAACCACUGCCACCGGUGCUCCAUCAACCCAGGAGAAGGCACAUAACUCCAGCCUGUUGAACCGCCUCGACCCUAGAGUCAAGACCGACUCUCAAGGAAACCCAACCCACUAGAUGAUGGGUACGUCUGAAAAGGAUAACGGCAGGGAAUUGUUGGAGGAUGAGUUAUGACUCGUUUCUGAAUUGCGAUUAUGUUCGCACGACCAAAGUCAUCAAGACAGCUGUAUGUAUAGCGCGGAAUCGUAAUUGAU